Messenger RNA from Protopterus annectens (West African lungfish), 3565 nucleotides. RefSeq names its product C2 calcium dependent domain containing 4C (gene C2CD4C). NCBI's taxonomy places the organism in Eukaryota, Metazoa, Chordata, Ceratodontiformes, Protopteridae. The transcript is spliced from 2 exons. The record is from RefSeq and is a predicted model, not a curated record. The coding region runs from base 148 to 1437 and encodes 429 amino acids.
UUGGACUAACCCGUUUAACAAAUAUCAAAUAAAUAAAUAUCACUGACUGAUCCUGUCUUUGGUUUUUAAGGAGUCUGACACUUCUUGUACUUGUUCUUAAGACUCAUACUUAGAAAGCUUGGUCUCUUGCACUGCUCCAGAACUGAUAUGUGGCUACUGGAGAAGAUACGAGGAUCAGUGGACCACAGUGGGCUUCGAGCUAGUGAUUCUGCAGAAAAGCAAUCCAAGGGUGCUGCCUACAGUAAUGUAUUGACCCCUGACAAAAUCCCAGACUUUUUCAUUCCACCAAAGCUUAUUGGUGGGCCUGGAGAAGCUGACACACUUGAUCCAAAGCAAAAAUCUAGCAUGAUGCCAUCUACGUCUGAGCAGAACGUCUCCUCUAAAAAGCCCCAGAGUAGCCCAAGGCUUGUCAGCAGAGUGGCAUCAGAGAGUAAAAACUUACUGAAGGUAGCCAGUCGGCACAUUAUUCAGAUUGAGAGUGCUGAUGACUUGACAUUUGAUGACUUUGACCAGGGGAACCUGAACACAAAUGCUGACCCUCAGUCUCAAACAGCCAUGUCCCUCCCUUAUGUUCCUAAAACUCAGACUUCAUAUGGGUUUGCAACCCUUAUGGAAAGUCCUCACACCCGUAGGAAGGAAUCACUGUUUCAUGGUGAGCCUAGCAGCCCUGGACAGUCUCCAACCUCCCAACGUAGGAAAGCUACCAGCAGCAAAGUAAAUGGAGAAACAACACUUCUGAACCCUCCUGACAUCAGCAUGUCUUUAGUAAAUCCUUACCGGUACUUCAGUGGUGGAGACAGUGACACAUGUUCAUCAGCUGAAUCAUCCCCCUUCAGCUCUCCUUUGCUAUCAAGAUCUGCAUCACUGUUAAAAAUGUUUAAUCAAGAAGGUCAGUCCAAAGUGGCUAGAGUGAAGCAAACCUUUGCGAGGAACAGUUCUUUGUCCACAGAUGAAUGUAGCUCUGCAGACACUAGCCCUAAUAUGCCAAGACGGCUGAAAUCUGCAACUUCAACAGCUGGUAGUAUUGUGGCACCACUUGAUGUACCAGAGCGCUUACACAAAGAGCAUAAACUCCGCCUUAAUAAAGGAGGAGCUGUCCGCCUUAAAGCCGAAUAUGAUGCUUCCACUUCCCGUCUGCGGAUUCGCAUCAUGGCAGCAGAGGAUCUCUAUGAUAACCUUUAUGAUAUCAAGAGCAUUAACUGUUGUGUUUCUUUAUAUCUGAACCCAGGAAAAGUACAAAAGCAACGUAGCACCAUCAUAAAAAACAGCCGUAAUCCCAUUUUUAAUGAGGACUUCUUCUUUGAUGGGAUCCCUGCAGCAAACAUCAAGAAUAUGUCUCUAAAACUGAAAGUAGUCAACAAAGGUACUAGUCUAAAAAGGGACACCUUGUUGGGAGAGAAGGAACUUUCACUCUCUUCCCUGAUACGUUUCUCUUAAAAUAAGCAUGUCUGCCUUCGCAUUGUUCCUCUUCAAAUAAGCAUGUCUGCCUUCGCAUUCCUUUUUUCACUACUGAGUCAUCUGUGUACAGUACAGAAGGACAGGCCUGAUUAGAGAAAAAUGCUGCUUGAAGGAAGUGUGCUUCGACAGUUUGCAAACAUUUCUGAACUUUGGAAACUGAUAGCUGGGCACUGAUUAAAGGCAUAGUUGUGCUGACAGUUGUCAUACUGUUCGGUUAACUUUGGUCUUUUUCCAGUGUCUCAAAAGGGUUGCUCCCUAGACUGUGUCACUCCAGCUUAUUACAACACCAAGAAAUUUAGUGAUGGCUUCUGCAGUUUUACCUACCUUCUGAUAAAUUUCAUUUGCUUGCUCAGGAGCAUUACACAAUGUUAUUUUGACAGACAGAACUUGACAUUGUUAUGAGCUCAGGGCUGGAUGGAAGAAGAAACCGUUUAGUACAUCUGUUUAAGCAUCCAUAUCCAGAGAGAACUAAAACUAUAUAAAUUACCUUCUGUAUGUAGGGAAAACAGUUAAGUUUCUCUACUCUUUCUGCCAAAUUUGUAUUUCUUCAGCUUGCUAAUAUUUUGUGUUUGAUUUAUUGGUUUGACUGUAUCUGUUUACUGUAUUUUUGUGUAGUUCUUACAAACACGACCUUUGUUUAUAACUAAUUUAUGAACCAUACGAAUGGAACAGAAGGCAGCAUUUGUAUAUUUUGUGCACAGAAAAUGCUAUUCUUUGGAGAAAUUAUGCUUCCAGGCAGUGUGUCAUGCUGUUCACAGACACAAAGGGCUAACAGGUUGCUAAGUCCUUUGAUCAAUUAAAACAGUUUUCAUGUCCCUCAAGGAGGUUAAAAUAUAAUUUGUGAAACAGCAACAAAAACUGAACCAAACGUGCACAUUUCAAGAAUAGAUCUACCUCGGGGAUGGGCAGGGUUUUCUAUGUAGCAAAUUCAGACUGCAAUGAUUUUUAAGAAUAUUUCUACCCUUUUAACUUGACAGAAACACAGUGCCCUAUUUAUACUUGGGUCAAGCUGUUAGCCAACAUGCAGCUGUUCAUCGAGAUGGGGAGAUGUCGUACAGGUAAGGAGGUGGACCAUUUGAUCUCCUUUAGGGCAGAGCAAGCCACAAGCCACUAUAAGACUGAACUUGGGAGUGGCCCAAGUAAGUUAGUUGUGGCAUGACCUGCUCAUGAGCAUACAUUAAGGCAAGUAUAACGAGACUAUUUCACUGGCAGACAAUCAGCUGAUAGUGGUAUCAUUACGCCUAAGGGGAACAUAGGUCAGUGGGUGAAGAUACUUAUGAUAGUGCACAGUAAGUUGGUGCUAAAGUGACUUUUCCAUGGUACAUUUACAUAUGGGUAGCAUGAUGCACCCAUAAGCUCCAUAAAAAAAUCAACAGACUUGAUUUGCCCACUGACAAACAAAGCCCCAGUCAAAUGAUUUGAUCAUGAGUAGACUGCCUGCUACUAGUAAAGCAUCUUGUCUAGGAACAGCUUACUAAGUACUGUAGUAACCAUAGUAGCCAGCACAUUGAAGUAACAGAGGAGCAUCUUCUAGUGGGCUCCUGGUGAACUCCUGAUGGGAGGUGCUCUUCUCUUUCAAUCCCACAAUCCCAUGCUAUAAACAAUACAACUCAUUUCCUGAAGAUAACAUUGGAGGCAUAUCUGUCACCCAUUUUUGUAAGGACUGUAUGACAAAGUGGGGGAACUGAGAAGGAAAUUAGGGUUUCUAUAUUUCCAGGCCUUUCUGCAUUUGUUAGAGCACACUGCCUGGAAACCAGGGCUGAACCAGCCCCCCCUUAUCUCUCUUGUGGGUCUGUCUCAGCAUGCUUUGACUUUGCUCUUGGUCAUGGGCAUGACAGCCGAAGGCCCAAAACCAGAGAAGGCAUGUCUUGGUAAAGAACCCUUUAUUGUAUGCAUUGGACUAUGGUGUCUCACUGUUGUACAAUGUUCUCAUGAGGAGCAGUGUUUUCUCAAUGUAUAAAACGUCUGAGUGCAAGCACUGAUGUGUUUUAUCUACAACUGUAAAAGACUGUAUAAAAAAAUGACUGCUACUGUGUAAAAGCGGAUGCCUCUGUGUAUUCUCAAAAAUGUGCCAAGCUGUAUGACAUUAAAAAUAUUUUGAUACUGA